Culex pipiens pallens (northern house mosquito) is the source of this 888-nucleotide messenger RNA. RefSeq names its product fibrinogen-like protein A. Lineage: Eukaryota; Metazoa; Arthropoda; Insecta; Diptera; Culicidae. Bases 66 to 743 code for a protein of 225 amino acids. The transcript is spliced from 2 exons. The record is from RefSeq and is a predicted model, not a curated record.
GAUAACAAUUCGCCACAAAAUGCACAACUGUUGCUCCGAACUCAGUAUCAUUCAGUUCGCUCAAGAUGACAGCCUCAACAGUCCCUCUGCUGCUGCUGGCGAUUCUUGUUGGUGCAGCUUCUGGAAGGGAUGUCAUUACCUCGUGCAACGAAACCUCGAGUUCCAGUCAGGUUUUGCUGCGGAUUGAUGGUUUGGGAACGUUUGAAGCCGUUUGCGUGCAGCGCCAUCGACUGUUUGGCGAUGGCUGGCUGGUGAUUCAGCAACGAGUUGAUCAAAGUGAAGAUUUCUACCGAAACUGGGCCCACUACCGGGCGGGAUUUGGCCGGUUGGACAAGAACUUCUGGAUGGGACUUGAGCGGGUUCACCGGUUGACUUCGGCGGAUCCUCACGAGCUGGCGGUGGAGAUUGACGUGUUUGGCGAGUACAAAUAUGCAAGGUAUUCUAGCUUUGCUGUUGGAAGUGAGGCGGAAAAGUACGUUCUGAAGGAGGUUGGAAACUAUAGUGGAACUGCGAAGGAUGCACUGACGGUACAGAGAGGACGGGCAUUCUCCACGUUUGAUGAAGAUAACGAUCUUGAUGAAAAUAAAAACUGUGCCAUCCGGAUGGCGGGAGGGUGGUGGUUUGUCAACUCCUGUUCCGGAUGUAGUCUGAACAGCAACUACGAUGGAAGUGCACCGAGAAUGCAAUGGAUUUAUGGACAAAUAACGUACUCUAGAAUGAUGAUUAGAAAGACAUUAUUGUAGUUUAAUUUUGAAGAGAUUCCAAAUAAGAAUCAUAAAGUAAUCCAAUACAUGAAGAAUUACUCUCAUAACUAAAAAGACUCCACAUCUUGGAUGAAACCCAUCCGAAAUGAUACACUUAUAAAUAAACUCUGUCCGACCAUCACUU